Molecule: messenger RNA, 1176 nt
Organism: Wyeomyia smithii (pitcher-plant mosquito)
Lineage: Eukaryota; Metazoa; Arthropoda; Insecta; Diptera; Culicidae
Exons: 3
Coding region: 1-1176 (391 amino acids)
Source: RefSeq, a predicted model, not a curated record
AUGGGAAGUCCUCUCUCGCCAAUCCUCGCAGACAUAGUACUAGACUCCGUUAUAGAAAGAGCCAUCAAUGAACUACCAUUCAGCAUUCCGUUCAUUAGAAAAUAUGUAGACGACUUGAUACUAGCCAUACCGGAAGAUGCCAGCGAAAUCGUUUUAAAUACAUUUAACCGACAAGAAACUCGAUUGCAGUUCACCCUGGAAGCUGAGGAACACCGACGAUUACCAUUCUUAGACUUGAUGAGAGCACGGAGAAAUAACCCAGAUCGCGAACACAUAGUAGCCAACCAGCCACCAACCAACCCGGCCGCCUAUACAGCACAACAGCACUCACGCAGCAUACAACAUAGCACCAAAAGUCACCAGAUCUCUCCUAGUCAACCAUCCAACCAAGCAUCAACCACAGCAGAAAUAGAAAACCAGCCAAAACAUCCACACAACGUACAACAUAGCAACAAAAAUCAUCAUAACAUUCCGAGUCAACCAUCCAACGCAAACCACCAAGCAGCUACCACAGAAGCAACAGCAAGUCAAUCGCCACCGCACCAAAAAACAACCAGCCAACCAGCACAGGACCAAGAAACACCCAGCCAGCCAACACCUCACCAAAAAUCUUCAAGACAGCCACCACCGCACCAAGAAACAGCCAUCCAACCAACACCUCACCAAAAAACACUAAUUCCGGAUUAUUCACACAUCACCAUUAGCAGCAGACAACACAACAAAAUCUCGCGAAUGCACACAAUAGUUAAAGACCCGAUACGAAAAGAAGAUCACAGCCAAAUAAUUUACAAGAUUCCUUGCAACGAUUGCAAUAAUUGCUACAUAGGAAUGACACAGAACAAAUUAUGCAUGCGAAUAUCAGGACACAAAUCGAAUGUAAACAAAAUGCAACAAAUUCUUAGCACAAACACUAAUACCAAACGAGAGCUUGAUGAGUUGAAGGAAAAGACGGCACUCAUCAAUCACUGCAUACUAUACAAACACAACUUCGACUUCAGUGGAACAGUGAUAGUAGACCAUAGCAACCGUACCCAUAUACUCCCAUUCCUAGAAAUGUGCCAUAUACACAACACACCCAACACAGUCAACAAACGAGUUGAUCUCGACGGACUCAACACAGCUUACGCAGCAGUUUUGUCAAGUAUCGCACCCAACACAAACACUUCAGCCAAUUAG